This is a messenger RNA of Dreissena polymorpha, 1611 nucleotides long. RefSeq lists its product as uncharacterized. The record is from RefSeq and is a predicted model, not a curated record. The transcript has 5 exons. NCBI's taxonomy places the organism in Eukaryota, Metazoa, Mollusca, Bivalvia, Myida, Dreissenidae. Bases 120 to 896 code for a protein of 258 amino acids.
UUUGCAAUUUCCGUACAUUUUCGCGAUCUCCGCUUUUCCUCGGCUUCUUUCGUGAAGUACGCAUAUAUUGAUGACGUAGGGCAAACAACACAAUUUCCUCGUAAACAAAGAAAGCCAACAUGAGUUCGACGUCAUCAUCAAGCUCAAACAGCAUUUUUGACAGUCCUGUGCGUCUAGGAAAAAGGAGAGCCUCCCAAAGAAGAGCAUCCCCAAGCACAAGUGCCACAGAGAGCCCAAUUCGACCAGCUCGUGGCAGAGGAAGGGGCAGAGGAAAGGGCAAAGGUCCGGCUUCCCGAAAAGGCAAAAAAUCUGUUCGGGAAGCUGAUCCAAAUAGGGAUGAAGUUGCCCUUUCUGUCAUUCAAACAAGGAAAGACAGAUUUCGAGAAGACAUGAAGACCAUGCCAAGAGAACAGCUUGAGGAAAUAAUAUUGGGGGUCCUAGAUGAGAACCCUGGUCUUAUAUUGGACUUUCAUAAGCCAGUAGCCAGGGGUGAAGGUGGAUACCAUCCACCUGAGGGUGCUGAGUCACCAGACUGGUGUGUGUGUGGAAAAUGCAGGGAAAUGCCAACCCAGGCAGAGCGAAUAUGCUGCGAAAGGGAGCCAAGACACUGCUUUUCUCUACUGCCUGACUUCACAGUUCUUGUGCUGGACCCUGCAGUACUGAGACUGGCGAGACUGCAGCGAAGGGACAUUCUUCUGCUGGAUGAUGCUGAUGAAGAGGACCCGCACAAGGCCAACAGACAUGCUGCCUACAGACAAUAUAUACUGUGGGCACAUGGAAGGCUUGGAGUAGGCAACAGAAGAGUUAUUCCAUCAUGCUGUGUUUGGGCGAUCAGAGACAAGUACCCUAACCCCUUCCAAAUUUAUGUGGGUUUUGUUCCUGCCCGUCUUGUUUGAAAAGGUGUGACAUUAACCCUACAGCUUUGAAAGGCAUCAGCUUGAAUUAUGGUCAUGCAGGGCUUGUUUUCCUUCUGUAACAAGGGCCUUAUAAAGGCCCCUUCCCUAAGGAAACUUCUUUAAAAAAUCAUGCGUUUUACCUCAAAUAAUAUGCUUACUUUGGGAAAUGUGUUCCCCUUUUUCAUUUUUGUUGAAAAAAAUUUCCCCAAAAUUGAAGGCCAUGCCCUUUCCCAAAUCAAGAAAAAAAGCCCUGUCAUGUAUUGCAAAACAACAAAUCAUCAACUUUUUAUUUAUGAAACAUUAUCAUUUUGAAUAAAACAAUAUAAUAAAGUAUUAAUAAUAGUGAUUUUUGGUAAAUUAUAAAAUUAAUACAAAUUUUCUGUGUUGUAAAUGUGUCUCCCAAUAUUAUAAUGUUAACCCUUUACAUCCUGGGAAAUUUGUCGUCUGCUAAAAUGUGGUCUGCUGAAUUUCUAAAAUUAGCAUUUUCAUUGAUUUUUUUAAAGAAUACUAUCAGCAUAGCAAACAGUUUGGAUCCUGAUGAGACGCCACGUUCUGUGUCAUAUCAUCUGUAUCUAAACUGUUUGCAAAGGCCUUCAAAAUUCGGUUCCCGCACUGAGUCAAAGUAUUUUUAUUUUAUGUUUAUUUAAGUUGCCUUACUGUCUCUGGUAAGAUUGUAAACUUGCAAACUAUGUAAUAAAUUGGUCCAUUAAGCUUU